GAACAGACUCAUCAAUAGCAUGCAGAUCAGUUGAGCUGGCCGAAUCAGGAUCUUCUGUGCAACCAACACCUGAAAAAAGCUAGCUAAACGCUGGGGCGCACUUUUCCAUCAGCAAAAUGGCGCUGGCCUCCUCAAGAAGAUGGAGAAUGGGCAGCCCACCUAACUUCCUGCGAGUCGCAUCUUCCUUCGCCAUCUUCCUUCUCCUUAUAAGCACACUGGUUGCUCGGCCCACCGCGUCCGUUCAAAUUCCGGACGACGACCAAGACACCUCAGCUUUAGAAGAGGAAAUCGAUGACGAUGCUGAGGAUGAAAGCGGAGGGGGAGGAAGCCAUGUGCAGAUUGCCAAUGUGGCCACCGAGGGGGAGAAGGUCAGCCUGUAUGUGGACAAGGCACUGAUCAGGAGUGGACAGAAGGGUUUCAGCAUUCUGAUCAAUGAGGGGAGGCGAGAGGCGGAGCAGGCUGCAGAGGAGGAAGCGGCGAACCUGCAGGUUCAGAGCAAUGCUUUCGAGGGUUUGCGGGAGGACGGCACGUCUGAGAGGGUUGGCGAGGUGGACCCCGGGGCGUGGAAGAAUGUUUACGAGCUGCCACUGGGGGAUACGAAGGCAAGAGCGGCGGAAGGAGGCAUAGAAGCAAUGUACAUCCUGGGGUUGAAGCAGCUCCUGGGGGGUGUAGGAGUGCGGAGGGAUGCGGUUGCAGGAGUGGAAAGGAUCGUGAAGGCGGCUGAGCAGGGGCACGAGCAUGCGCAGUCGGCGCUUGCGUUUCUGCAGGACCAUGGGUAUGGCGUGGAGCGGGACGAUGCGAGGGCGUUCUUGAACCAUCACUUUGCGGCCAAGGGGGGGAGCUAUCAAUCAAAGAUGGCGCUGGCCUACAACUACGUGAGGCAACAAGAGUACGAGCUGGCAGCUGACCUGUAUGAAGAAGUUGCAACCAAAGCGAUGUCAUGCUUCCACGUUCCUGGGGAAGCCCCACUGGUGGAGACGGUGCGACUCAGCGCAGGGAGUGAGCAGAGCGCAGAGGCGGUGGCAGGACACCGGGGCGAGGACGACGAACGGAUCCAGUAUAUCCAGUUUAAGGCGGAGAAGUUUGGGGAGAUCUACUCUAUGAAGUCGCUAGCAGACCUGUACUACUGGGGGGCAAGGGGGAUCACCCGGGACCACCGCAAGGCCUUCAGCUGGUUCCUCAAGGCAGCGGAAGCAGGGGAGCUCACGUCCAUGGUUCAGAUCGGUCAGAUGUACGGGCGGGGCGUGGGCGUACAGCAAAACUCGCAGGAAGCAGUCUCAUGGUUCGAGAAGGCUGAGACAGCUGCGGCGGCGUCGGCCGCUGGGACGGAGAUUCCGCAAGUGAGGGCAGCGUUCGAGGCGGCGGCGGGGCAGGCGCAGAACGGGCUGGGGUACAUGCAUGCGCACGGGGCGGGCAUGGAGAAGAACUACACCAAGGCACUGGCCUUGUUCGGCCAAGCGGCCCGCAAGGGCCUCCCCGAGGGCAGCUACAACCUGGGCGUGAUGCACCUGAACGGGCUCGGCGUGCGCCGCAACCCCAGCAAGGCACGCGAGUUCUUCUCUGCCGCCGCGGCCGCACAGCACGUCGGGGCGACGUACCAGCUGGCAAAGAUGAUGCACCACGGGAUCGGAACCAAGCGGUCGUAUGCUACGGCUGUGGCCUACUACAAGCGGAUCGCGGAGCGGGGCCCGUGGGGGAGCAUGAUGCGCUGGGCGCACGAGUGCUACAUGGAGGGCCAACUGAGCACCGCACUGCUGCUCUACAGCCGAGCGGCGGACUUGGGUUACGAGGUCGCGCAGAGCAACGCAGCGUGGUUGCUGGAAAAGGGCGCCGCCAGCGAAUGCCUGGGCCCGACAGGAAAGCGCUGCACGGACCAUGAGCGAUACGCACGGUCGCAUAAGCUAUGGCGGCUUGCGAGCGAGCAGGGCAACGUGCAGGCUGCGCUGCUCAUAGGAGAUGCGUACUACUUUGGGAGGGGCACGAAGAAGGACCUGGAGCGGGCGGCAGAGGCGUAUUGGCGGGCCGCUCAACAGCGGAGUGCGCAGGCCCUGUUCAACCUGGGGUACAUGCACGAGCACGGGCGGGGCCUUCCGCUGGACCUCCAUCUGGCCAAGCGCCGCUACGACGAGGCCCUCGGGAUGGACCGCGACGCCGCGUUGCCCGUCAAGCUCGCGCUCGCGGGGCUCUGGCUGAGGACGCACUACGGGGAGACGCUGAUCAUGCGCGCGCUGGAAAGGAUACCGGGGAUGUGUUCCGCUCUGUUUAUACACACCGUCAACUUCCUUUCAAACGACGGCAACGGAACCGUCCUCACGCUGGUGGCCCUCUUGGCGACUGUCCUGUAUUUCAGACAACGGCAGCGGCGAAACGCAGAUGCAGGUAACGUCGCCUUUGUAGAACCUGUAGCUGAUCAGCAACCUCCGCCUGCGGUUAGAGAGACACCCGUUGACCCGCCGGAUGCACAAAUGUAAUCUGCUCACUAAAAUGUAUUCUUACAAAGAAAGGAGUUUCUCGCUACCAGCCCGGUUUGGAAAAUGCUGAACAGGUAGACGACAGGAAUGAUCCCAUGGGCCCAUGACGCAGGCCCUGGCGUUUGCCUGUUUACAAAGCAGGCAGAUACGAUUUCGUUGUUCAUAAACUGAUUGGCCCAGG
Messenger RNA from Klebsormidium nitens, 2652 nucleotides. The record is from the annotation of a GenBank genome assembly. Lineage: Eukaryota; Viridiplantae; Streptophyta; Klebsormidiophyceae; Klebsormidiales; Klebsormidiaceae.